This is a messenger RNA of Dermacentor silvarum, 1506 nucleotides long. Its product is annotated as solute carrier family 22 member 5. Gene Ontology annotation, molecular function: transmembrane transporter activity. Gene Ontology annotation, cellular component: membrane. NCBI's taxonomy places the organism in Eukaryota, Metazoa, Arthropoda, Arachnida, Ixodida, Ixodidae. The record is from RefSeq and is a predicted model, not a curated record. The coding region runs from base 1 to 1506 and encodes 501 amino acids. The transcript has 4 exons. Gene Ontology annotation, biological process: transmembrane transport.
AUGCCUCGCAAGGUCAUUCAUUCAUCCCGUCGCAGUGACCGUGAGCCGCCGGAGCGCAAGUGUGGCACGUGUGACGUCAUGCCCCGUCAUCCGCAGCGGAGAGGCGUCUCAGGACUGGCCAAGAGCUCCAACGAAGAGACAGCGUCGUGUCACUCGAGACCUGGGAGCCCGAUCCGAGCCGGAACUCGCAACAACGGGCCCUGCCGGCGGGCCGGUGCUCUGGGCGGGGGGAAUCCGAGCAGUGAGAACUACACCAGCAACCCGAUCGCUCUCGUCAAGGAAGACCCAGCCCAAGUUGCCUCUGCUCUGCUCACAAUCCACCACCUGUAUAUGCGUCUCUUCCUGGCACGGGUCGAUCACUGGUGUCGACCGCCGCUGGAGUACUCGCUCUCCCUGGAGAUCUGGAAGAACACGAGCAUCCCCUUGUUGCCGGACGGCAGCUAUAGCAAGUGCAACAUGUACCAUCCAACCGCGCACACCGCCAACGGCAGUAAGGUCGUGGUGUCCUGCAAUGAGUGGGAGUACGACCUGUCUCUGUUGUGCCGUUCUCGGGCCAGAUCUCUGACCGCAUCGGCCGGAAGCCUGUCAUCUGCACCUGCAUUCAUCGUCGCGGUUGUGUCGGCCGGCGCCUCUGUUGUGUCGAAGUCGUUCCUCGCGUUCGUCGUGUCUUGCAUGCUCCUUGCGGCUUCACUGAGCAUAGUCAGGCUGCUUAUCAUCAUCGUGCUCUUCGAGAACUCGGGAGAGGGCUACCGGGACUUCUACGUCUGCCUCGCCAAAUUCGGCUCCAUAUACGGCAUCGUCAUCGUAGCGGUCACGGACUACUACGCCACACAGCGGAUCGUGCUCAACCUCACUGUUUUCGUGAUCGCCGUGUUGCUGACGUCAGUGUACUGCUUCGUCGACGAGUCCGUGACCUGGCUGCUGGCGUAUCGCGACUACGACCGCGCGAACACGUCAUCUACCAGGCUUCGGUGCGCAACCGGCGGCCGUACGCCGGUCACCGCAUCUUCGGCAGCAACUCGACCGGCUACGGCCCACCAGCCAGCUCGACAUAAACUCGCCACGUUCGUGGCCACUCACGAGCUCCGGUGCCGCACGGCCAUCUUGUCAUGGAUCCUGCUGUGCCUCUUCCUCGUCCAGUACGGCAUGUUAGCCACCGGCGAGAAGGUCGACACACUACGGGGCAAUGUCGCCCUGGUGCUCAUCAGGUGCUGCUCUUUCCCUCUGGCGUGGAAGUUGCUACGGGACUUCCCCCGCAAGAGCGCCCUGAGCAUGGCGUUGCCGAUGACCUGCUGUCUCCUCUGCCUCCUGUCCGUGUCCAAGUUCAAGGGGGCCGCCAGUGUCACCUGGAUCCUGGAGGAGGUCGUGAUCGCUUCGAUCGUGGGCGAAGCCAUCGUCGUCUACGUCUUCACGCUCGAGCUGUUCCCGACGGUGAUUCGCGGCAUGGGCACUUCCAUCGUCUACUUCUUCGGGCAGUGUGCGGUGAUGCUGGCCCCUAUAUCGUAA